This is a messenger RNA of Oryctolagus cuniculus (rabbit), 1273 nucleotides long. It is a transcript of the gene NPDC1, whose product is annotated as neural proliferation, differentiation and control 1. Gene Ontology annotation, cellular component: membrane. The record is from RefSeq and is a predicted model, not a curated record. Lineage: Eukaryota; Metazoa; Chordata; Mammalia; Lagomorpha; Leporidae.
GCCUCCGGUCUGCGCGCCCGCAUCCCGGAUCCUCCGCCGCAGCGUCAGCGCCGCCGACGCCUCCUCCCUCCCGCGCCCCCUCCCGCCCCUGCGCUGCUCCGGCCGCGGCGCCCGCAGCCCGCGCCGAGCCCCGGCCGCGCGGUGCCAUGCUGCCCCGGCGGCGGCGCUGAAGGAUGGCGACGCCCGUGCCUCCGCCCUCGCCGCGGCACCUGCGGCACCUGCGGCUGCUGCUGUCCGGCCUGAUCCUCGGCGCGGCCCUGCGCGGGGCCUCCGCGGCCGCCGCCGGCCGCCCGGAUGUGGCCACUUGUCCCCGGAGCCUGGACUGUGCUCUGAAGAGGCGGGCGCGAUGCCCGCCGGGUGCCCACAGCUGCGGGCCCUGCCUGCAGCCCUUCCAGGAGGACCAGCGCGGGCUCUGCGUGUCCAGGGUGCGCCGGCCCUCUGGGGGGGGCCCGCCGCAGCCCAGACUGGAGGAGGAGAUCGACGUCCUGGCGGAGGAGCUGGCCCGGAAGGAGGCCGGGCACUCGAGGGCCACAGCCUGGCCCCUGCCCGAGGGGCCUCCACGGCCGCUGGAGCUGGCAGCCACCCUGGUGUUCUCCGAGCUGGCUCAGGGACCCAAACCCGGCCUCCCCGCCACUCGGGCGGCCCCCACCCCCACGCCCCGCGGCCCCCUGGGCUCCCCUGUGUCUUCUGGGCCAGUUCACAUGUCCCCACUGGAGCCCCGCGGCCGGCGGGGUGACGGGCUUGCCCUCGUGCUGAUCCUGGGCUUCUGCGUGGCAGGCGUGGCCGCCCUGGCCGUGGCUGUCCUGUGCUGGUGCAGGCUGCAGCGGGAGACCCGCCUGGCUCAGAAGGUGGACUACACGGCCCCGAAGGCGCCCGGAUCGCCCGCCACGCCGCGGAUCUCGCCCGGGGACCAGCGGCUGGCGCACAGCGCCGAGGUCUUCCACUACCAGCGGCAGCGGCAGCAGAUGCGCAGCCUGGAGCGGCAUAAAGAGCCGGCCAAGGAGCUGGACUCGGCCUCUUCGGACGAGGAGAACGAAGACGGCGACUUCACGGUGUACGAGUGCCCGGGCUUGGCCCCGACCGGGGAGAUGGAGGUGCGCAACCCGCUGUUCGACCACGCCUCGCUGCCGGCGCCCCUGCCCGGGCCGCGCCCCCCACCCGCGCCGCAGUGACCCAAGGCCGCCGCUGGAGACCGCCGGGCCCACGGGUGGGGAGGGACCCCGGGUGGGGAGAGGCAGGGCCCGUGUUUCUCAUUAAAAAAUCAGGUUCCGAG